AUGGCAAUGGAUAAUACUAAAUUUGAAUAAAUGAGUAAGAAUUUCCCUUCAGCUUUGAAAUUCAGAUUAAAUCCUGUAUACUAUGGUGCUAGAGUAGGAAUUCAAGCUUAUUUGGGUUUGUUAGUGGGAGGAAGUCUAUUGAUAUACUUAAAUACUUUCAAUGGAAUAACAUUCCCUUAUUUAUAUAAAAAAGUAAAAAUUUAUUAAAUGAACAAUUAGUAAAAAGUUGAAUAUUAAGCAGUACCUGAUUUUUAUUCUAAGCAAGUGUUAUUGUACCAAAGAACAGUUCCAAAUACUGUAACAUAAUUAUGAG
Molecule: messenger RNA, 313 nt
Organism: Paramecium pentaurelia
Lineage: Eukaryota; Ciliophora; Oligohymenophorea; Peniculida; Parameciidae
Source: the annotation of a GenBank genome assembly